This is a messenger RNA of Lentinula edodes (shiitake mushroom), 810 nucleotides long. Its product is annotated as protein-tyrosine phosphatase-like protein. Bases 1 to 810 code for a protein of 269 amino acids. Lineage: Eukaryota; Fungi; Basidiomycota; Agaricomycetes; Agaricales; Omphalotaceae. The record is from RefSeq and is a predicted model, not a curated record. Gene Ontology annotation, molecular function: phosphoprotein phosphatase activity. Gene Ontology annotation, biological process: dephosphorylation. The transcript is spliced from 4 exons.
AUGACAGACACUAUCACCAAUCCUCCGUUCAUAGGCAUCAACAACUUUCGCGACGUCGGAAGACUUCCUCGCAUGAAGGAAGGCAUGCUCCUACGCUCUGGUCGUCUUGAUAAAGCUACUGCAGAAGAUACACAGCUGAUGGUAGACAAGUAUGGGUUGAAGACUGUCAUUGAUUUAAGAACCAAAACAGAGCAUUUAAGGUCUCGGGAUUUCGAAGUGCAAUGUGAAAGACGGUGGGACACGGUGAAGAUUAACUUUAUUGGAAGGAAGUUUGAGUUGAAUCUAUUGAAGCAAUUGAGGUGGUGGCAAGCUUUAUGGUUCAUUAUCCUCAUUCUCUUUCGGCAACGUAUGGCGGCCAUACGUAUAAUCGGGAAAAAUGUGAUGAGUCCCAGAGGACUCGCCGAGCUAAGUAAAGAUUCUUUACGGUUCUGUCAAGACGAGAUUCUUCAGGCAUUGGAGGUAUACAUCAGUCCUCAAGUCUAUCCUGUCCUUGUCCAUUGUACCCAAGGCAAAGAUCGUUCAGGUCUCAUAAUCAUGCUCGUUCUCUUCGUACUUCAUAUUCCACUGGACCUUAUAAAAGCGGAUUAUGUAUUAUCGAAUGAAGGUUUGGAACAAGUGCGGGCAUCAAUGAUGAUCGAAGUAUUGGAAAUUGGGAUGGACGAAAAAUAUACCCAGGCGCCGGAGGAAGUGGUCGAUGAGGUAUGGAGUUUCCUCGAAGACGGCGGAGGCGUAGAUGCGUAUUUAGAUGAGAUUGGAUUUGGUGAAAGUAAAAGGCAGAAACUCAGAGAAUUACUGCUGGAGUACAAUUAA